This is a messenger RNA of Ectocarpus siliculosus, 505 nucleotides long. Lineage: Eukaryota; Phaeophyceae; Ectocarpales; Ectocarpaceae. The record is from the annotation of a GenBank genome assembly.
AGGAGGAGAAGUAGAACUAUGUUUGCUGCACGUGCCAUGUCGAAGGCUGCGGCACCCGCAAGGGCAGUCGCGUCGCGAGCGGCGCCGGCAGCCCCCAAGCGUGGAAUGGCGGGCGGAGCAGCUCCGAAGUACACGGGCUGGGAGGCCCAGAUCAGGGAGAAGCUUCCGAAGGACGAGCACGUGGUGGUUGCCAUCAGCGGGUUCUACGUGGGUUUGUACGUGGUAUGCAAGGGAAUUUCGGCGCUCUUCUCGUCCCCCAAGAAGGAGGAAGUCGCUGCCCCCGUCGUCGCUUCAUCCGCGACGAGUUCCGACAUCCCCGACGGAUACGAGGACAACUUCUGGCAAUGGCUCGAGGGCGCGGGGAACAUGGAGAAGUACCUUGCGACAAUCGACAAGGCUCAGUAGAGACAGAGAACAAGAGGCCGGGGGGGGGCACGUGCUUAUCGGUUGAGUUCCCUGUCGGAACUUUCGUUGGGCGAUGGCUGGAGUACCGAGCAUUGUGCUA